GGCCCUGUUUGACUAUGAUCGGACUCGGGACAGCUGCCUGCCAAGCCAGGGGCUCAGCUUCUCUUAUGGUGACAUUCUUCAUGUCAUUAAUGCCUCUGAUGAUGAGUGGUGGCAGGCAAGGCUGGUGACCCCACACGGAGAAAGUGAGCAGAUCGGUGUGAUCCCCAGUAAGAAGAGGGUAGAAAAGAAAGAAAGAGCUCGAUUGAAAACUGUGAAGUUCCAUGCCAGGACGGGGAUGAUUGAGUCUAACAGGUCGAUCAAAAAGAAACGUAAAAAGAGUUUCCGCCUCUCUCGAAAGUUUCCAUUUUACAAGAGCAAAGAAAACAUGGCCCAGGAGAGCAGCAUACAGGAACAGGGAGUGACAUCCAACACCAGUGACAGCGAAAGCAGUUCCAAAGGACAAGAGGAUGCUAUUUUGUCAUAUGAACCAGUGACACGGCAAGAAAGUAAGCCCCCUCUGAGAGCCUUGUCUUUGUGCUGGUCUGGUCAUGGGGCUCAAUACAGACACCUUCCAAAGGAGGGGGCAAAUUUACAAGGAAGGUCUAUUUCAGAAGAUGUAGCCACUGCUAAAAGAGAGGUCCAGGUUCUUCCCUUCAGUGGCUGCUCUGCAAAAGCCUUGCUCAGUUACUGGU
Piliocolobus tephrosceles (Ugandan red Colobus) is the source of this 632-nucleotide messenger RNA. RefSeq names its product disks large homolog 3-like. The annotation marks the transcript as partial. The record is from RefSeq and is a predicted model, not a curated record. The transcript has 6 exons. Gene Ontology annotation, molecular function: protein binding. Lineage: Eukaryota; Metazoa; Chordata; Mammalia; Primates; Cercopithecidae.